CUAUCUUCUCUCGUAGUGACAUUUAUCUCCGUCCUUGUUUCUGUAACUCUGGACCCUCUUCAUAUCACCCCAACGUUCCGUCACACAUCAUGACUGCAGAAGCCGAUCAGCCCGCGCUUACAGCUACUGGUAGUACCUCAUUCUACACGCAUUCAACAGCUUUGUCCACCCAUGGUGCAAGCAGCUUAUGCAUCACUUCUCUAACAUAUCCCCACCUGCAUCUUCGACUUCCUAGCGCGGAGGAUGCUGCUGCACUUCUACGCCUCUUCACUGACUAUCGUAAUAUCCAGUACGACAAGUCAUGUACCGGGCUGGAUAGUGCUGAAGCUAUAGAUCAUCUGAUCAAGCAAUGGCAGGUCGUCAAUUUACCAUUGCAGCGAGCCAACAUUGUCGUCGUGAUUGACGGAAAGACUGUCGGCACCGGCGGCUUGGGUUGGAUUGGCAGGAGGAAGAGUGAUGGAAAGCUGAUAGGCGAUGCGGGGUUGAUGUUGGAGACGGACUUUCGUAAUUCAGGCUAUGGAUACGAGUCGUUAUGCAUGGUCAUUGACCAUGGCUUUUGCGUUCUGGGCAUGGACGAAGUGCACAUAGCUUGUGUAGACGCUAAUGCUGCGUUCAAGGGUCUGAUGAACAAAAAGUUAGGGUUUCAAGCUGAAAGGAUAGAAGACAAGAUGUUCGGAAAUGAAUGGAUCUGGCGCAUAACGAAAGAGGUAUGGGCAGAGAGUCCGCACUCUGCUCAAGGUCGAGCUUGACUUUGGGUGGACUAACAAGGAUCAUUGUAGGAGUUCACUGGUGGGAGUUACAUCAGUUCACGCAUAUAACCACGUCUCAUGUAAAUUUCAGAAGCACUCCUCAAUGUUGUUAACAAGAUUCAGUAGAUUAGCUUGUUAGGAAAAGAAAAGAAUGAAUGACCAGG
This is a messenger RNA of Alternaria alternata, 913 nucleotides long. Its product is annotated as acyl-CoA N-acyltransferase. The transcript has a single exon. The record is from RefSeq and is a predicted model, not a curated record. The coding region runs from base 90 to 749 and encodes 219 amino acids. Gene Ontology annotation, molecular function: acyltransferase activity, transferring groups other than amino-acyl groups. NCBI's taxonomy places the organism in Eukaryota, Fungi, Ascomycota, Dothideomycetes, Pleosporales, Pleosporaceae.